UCAGUCUGGAUGUGUCUGAUGUCUUUGAUGAAUCUCUGAACAGGGAGACCCACAGCACUUUCAUGCUGGGCCUCGACAGUGUAAGUACCUGCAGCGCUAACAGUGAGGAACUGGAUGAGAACUCAUCCCACAUCCUGGGGAGUAACAGCAGUCUUUAUAAAGCUGUACAAAAGCCAACAAAGAAUGAGAAUAGUGGAAAAGCUUCCAGGUUUUUAGUAUUCCCAAAAAUGACAUCUUUCAAGAAAACUAAGCCUGCCUCAUGGGAAAAUCAGGGAAGCAGCAGUAUCUUUGGCAGCAAGGCAAAGAUGGAAGAACUGGAUGUUGGGAAAGAUGAUGAAGACACUGCAAGUUUACUGUCUUUCAAAAGUUGUUCUUCUGGUUUAGUCUUCCACAGGAAGGAAAGCUACACCUCUGAGUACUCCGAUGAUGAUGAUUUAUUUUAUGAGAGACCUUCAGGAUUUUUCAACAGAUUAAGCCUGAGGAAGGCCUCUGGCUCUGGUCGGAUACUGAUGGAAGAUGCAGAUCGACAAGUUUCAGGUUCAUCUGAAAACAAUGACAGUGAACCUGUGGAGUAUUCAGGGAUUAGAAAACCAUUCCCUGAAAAUGAACACAAAAGAAACAAAACGCCUGAGGGUAAGAAGUUCAGGACAAGGUUGGCCUUGGCACACAAAUCCCUCUCAAGCUUAUUUGAGUCCAAAUGUCCAGAAAAGGAAAGAACUGAGCAAAGCUCAAAAGCAUCAGUGAAAAAUGAAAAGGAGAAAGCCAAACUUCGCCAGAGCACCUGGAAAGCUUUUCUAAAAAGCAAGGAGGCAGAUGGACUAAAAAGACCUGUCUUAGUAAGUUUAUCAUCCACACAGGAGAGUCUUAAUGCAACUGGUGGCCAUGUGUUAACAUCAGUGGAGCGACAGCAUAGUUCCAGUGGACACACUUUUUUAAAAACAGAAACAGAUAAUGGCUCCUUAACAAAUUCCAACUAUUUUGACAGCUCUGUGGAGCCUGUUGAUGUCUCUUUACCUGCACGUAUGUGGAGAAGACGAAUACAGUCCCAUGACUUGGGUAUCAGAUACUCACAGAGUUCAGACUGUGAUGAACAGCAGGAGGUUCUGAGCAACAGUUUAAAUACUUCUCUAGAGGAAUACUGGAUGAAAUCUCCAUUUAGCCCCACUGACUUGCAGUUGACAUUUAGUCAGUUAAGUCCAUCAUGUCCCCAGCUCUCCAGUUCUGAUGGUAAAGACAUGCCUUGUAGGCCCAUGAGUCCCAAACCUCAGAGUUCACGAUCCACUUCUCAGCACAAGAACUUGCGUUAUCCUGGGCGUGUGUGCGCCGCUUCUAUGAUCUCUCUUGAGAACAGCUCUGGAGUUGAAAGCAGUCUGGAGGCUCCUGAGAGACCGAAGACACUGAAACCCAGAGGAAGUCUCUUACACUCGUUGGACAACUUCCAGAGGGAUGACAGUGGCAUAAGCAGUCAAUCCCAGAUCAGCUUAAAUACAGCUUCUUCCAUUAGUGACAUGCUCCAAGAUGAGUGUGUAAAACAGGAGUCUAAACAGCCAUGUCAAACAGCACCUGGAAAGAGGCCAAAUAAGAAAUGGGUUCCCCAUCGCAAAAGGAGGCCCCCCCGGGUCCCACCAUGCCCUGCCUCCACCCUGGAGAGCAGAGCCCGCAGGCUCUCCUUCCUUGCUCCAGAUGAAAAAGCCAAGGAGAUACCAGAGAGGAGGAGGAAGAGACCCAAACCCCUCUAUAAGUGCUUCAGCUUCGAUGAUGUUUGGAUGGAGAGGAAUCAAAAAAGGAAGCUAGAGAAGGAGACACAGCCAGAGGGAGGGGUUCAAUUGCAACACCUCCCACAAGACCCCUCACAAGCUGGAAUAAGUCCAUCCAUCACAUCUCCUGUUGCCUUUGACAUCCUGCCACUGAAGCUGCAUCCGUUUUCCCAGAGCACCCCGACAGGCCUGGACUGCGUGGGCUGGAAACAGCGCAUCUCCACUCCAGUGAUCACUGAUGGAGCCCUGGACAAGACAGCCCUGACGGACGAUGUGGGGAGCGAGGAGGAUCUGUACGAGGACUUCCGCAGCUCCAACCACCGCUACGGCCACCCCGGGGGCGGCGGCGAGCAGCUGGCCAUCAACGAGCUCAUCAGCGAUGGCAGCGUGGUGUACGCAGAAGCCCUCUGGGACCACGUCACCAUGGAUGACCAGGAGCUGGGAUUCAAGGCCGGCGAUGUCAUCGAAGUAAUGGAUGCCACCAACAAGGAGUGGUGGUGGGGGAGGAUUCUGGACAGUGAAGGCUGGUUUCCAGCCAGCUUUGUUCGCCUGCGAGUGAACCAGGAUGAGCCCAUGGAAGAUUAUCCCCUGAAGGUGGAGGGGGGCAAAGAGGAUGACUCCAGAUGCUUUGGGAUGGGCCAGACCACCAAAGACCAAAUGAGGACCAAUGUCAUCAAUGAGAUCAUAAGCACAGAGAGAGACUACAUCAAGCACCUGAAGGACAUUUGUGAGGGUUACAUUAAGCAGUGCCGCAAGAGAGCAGACAUGUUUACAGAAGAACAGCUGAAGACAAUCUUUGGGAAUAUUGAGGACAUCUACAGGUGCCAGAAGAAAUUUGUUAAAGCACUAGAGAAGAAAUUUAACAAAGACCACCCACAUUUGAGUGAAGUUGGCUCCUGCUUCUUGGAAUAUCAAACAGAGUUUCAGAUCUACUCCGAGUACUGCAACAACCACCCCAACGCCUGCCUGGAGCUGUCACGCCUCACCAAGGUGAACAAGUAUGUUUACUUCUUCGAGGCCUGCCGCCUGCUGCAGAAGAUGAUUGACAUCUCCCUGGAUGGCUUCCUACUCACCCCUGUGCAGAAAAUCUGCAAAUACCCCCUGCAGCUGGCCGAGCUGCUCAAGUACACCAACCCCCAGCACAGGGAUUUCAAGGAUGUGGAGGCUGCCUUAAACGCCAUGAAGAACGUGGCUCGGCUCAUCAACGAGAGGAAGCGGCGGCUGGAGAACAUUGACAAAAUCGCUCAGUGGCAGAGCUCCAUAGAGGACUGGGAGGGAGAAGAUGUCCUAGUCAGAAGCUCAGAACUCAUCUAUUCUGGGGAAUUAGCCAAAAUCUCCCACCCUCAAGCCAAGAGCCAACAGAGGAUGUUCUUCCUCUUCGAUCACCAGCUUGUCUGCUGCAAGAAGGACCUUCUGCGCAGGGACAUCCUGUACUACAAGAGUCGGAUCAACAUGGAUGACAUUGAAAUACUGGAUGUAGAAGAUGGCAAAGACAAGGACUUCAAUAUCAGUGUGAAAAAUGCAUUUAAGCUGCACUGCAGAGACACUGAGGAAGUCCAUUUAUUCUGUGCAAAAAAGCCUGAGCAGAAACAGCGCUGGCUGAAGGCAUUUGAGAAUGAAAAGAGGCAGGUGCAGCUCGACCAGGAGACAGGUUUUUCCAUCACGGAGGUGCAGAAAAAGCAGGCAAUGCUGAAUGCCAGCAAGCAGCACCAUGCUGGGAAGCCCAAGGCUGUCACCAGGCCCUACUACGACUUCCUGAUGCGGCAGAAGCACCCCACCCUGCCCACCACGCUCCCUCAGCAGCAGGUCUUCAUGCUGGCAGAGCCCAAGCGCAAGCCCUCGAACUUCUGGCAGAACAUCAGCAGGCUGACGCCCUUCCGGAAAUAGGGGCCUGAACCCCUUCUGAGUUUGUGUUGUGCCUGAACCCCUUCUGAGAAAGCACUUUAUCCAUCAGUCCUGGCAGGUGGAGCCCAGGUUCAUCCAAUCCUGUGUUUACAGAGGAUGGCACGUGUGCUCCUGCCUUCCCUAUUUAUUUUGCAGCCCGGCUGACCCGCUGGCUCCCAGGUGAGGCCAUGUGGGCGCUGGCACACCGCGGGCAGCGGUGCCACAGAGCCAGCCCUGCACUGCCCAGCAGACAAAGCUCCAGGAGCACGCAGCAGGGAGCUGGACAGGCUGCAGCCCAAGAGAUUUACCUGUCAACUGUACUUGGACUCACUCCUUCCUGCUGUGCCCACCACUGCUGGCUGGCAGCUGCCACAGGGGAUGGCAGCUGAUGGACCUGCUGGCCCAGUGGCCACUGCCGUGCUCGGAACAACAGUUCAGAGUCCAUGAUGAGGAGGGAUGAACCCUUCUGCUCUGCCCACCCCAUGCCCUGCAUUUCUCAGAGCUAUGAUCCUCCUCCACAUGUCCAACUAACUCAGCAGCCUCUGCAGGCACUCAGAGCACAGUGAGCAUUGCACUGUGACCUCCUCCCUCCCUUUAGUCCAACAGCACCGGUGAGAGGUGUCCUACAUUAAACUGUGCCAACCUGCAGCAUGAGUCACAUCAAAGAAUCUCUCUAGUGGGUUUGAGCUACAUACGUUAGAGAAAAAUGUGCCUAAUUAAUACCAUACUCAAUUCUUUAGAUUCUCGUCUCUCCAUCAUUCUGCCAUAUUUCCUGGCCAAUGAAAAUGCUCAUUGUUUGUAAUGUGUUUAUUUAUGGUAAAAAUCAGAACUGUGUAUUUUGUAAGUCCGUAAUUGUUCUUGUCAGAUGUUGUUAACUUGAUGCUUGUUCUGUCUGUUUAAUCUUUCUUUUCUUUUGUUAAAGAAAGGUCAAUAUUUGCAAACCUAGCUCCCAGAAGUCAGAGUCCGCUGUUCAACUCUGCAACAUCAUUGUUACGCAAACUCCCACAGACCCCUCAAAGUCAAGGAGUGUUACUGACACUUUUAAAAAUGGAAAACCACUUGAUAAAGGCCUACAUUUGGCAUAAAGAGCCUCACUUUAAAUACUCAAGUUUCAGAUGGUGGCCAAAAAGAAUGAAUUUAAACCCUGGUUAGCAAAAAGAAAGAUUUGCCUUACCAUAACGAGAGUUAGAAGCCAUACUGACUGAAUUCCCUAGAUUAGGAGACAUCCUGGGACAGUAGAAGGAAGACACUGGGUCAUUCCAGUUCAAGUGUGAGUGAGCACUAACUGCAGAGCUCAGAAAUCCAGCGUUUGUUGAUGCUGUAGCUGACCAAGGUCUGGUCAUCCAAGGAUAUCUGAAUUCAGUAGCAUGUACAAAGUCCUUCUUGCACUAUAUCUUCCCCCCAGACCAGGGGCAACAUUUAAUUUCAUAAAGAAACUUGUAAAAGUGA
Messenger RNA from Vidua macroura (Pin-tailed whydah), 5090 nucleotides. It is a transcript of the gene ARHGEF4, whose product is annotated as Rho guanine nucleotide exchange factor 4. The record is from RefSeq and is a predicted model, not a curated record. Bases 63 to 3644 code for a protein of 1193 amino acids. The transcript is spliced from 13 exons. Gene Ontology annotation, biological process: intracellular signal transduction. Gene Ontology annotation, molecular function: protein binding; guanyl-nucleotide exchange factor activity. Lineage: Eukaryota; Metazoa; Chordata; Aves; Passeriformes; Viduidae.